AUGGUUUUGUUUCGUUUUUCUACUGAUUUCACUGUGUUUCUCUCUGUGUUCAUGCUUCUUCUUGGUGUGAGUUUUGCUGGUGAUAUAGUACACCGUGAUGAUUCUUCCCCCAAGAGGCCUGGAUGUGAAAACAACUUUGUUCUGGUUAAAGUUCCAACUUGGAUUAAUGGUCUGGAAAGUGGCGAGUAUGUCGGUGUUGGUGCAAGAUUCGGCCCUACAUUGGAAUCGAAAGAAAAGCGUGCUAACCAUACUAGAGUUGCCAUUGCAGACCCUCCUGAUUGUUGUAGCAAGCCUAAGAAUAAGCUCACGGGCGAGGUCAUUUUGGUGCACCGAGGACAAUGUAGUUUCACAACCAAGGCAAAUAUAGCUGAAGAAGCCGGUGCUUCGGCCAUCCUGAUUAUAAAUAACCGUGCAGGACUUUUCAAGAUGGUUUGUGAAAAGAAUGAAACCGAUGUUGAUAUUGGAAUACCUGUUGUCAUGCUUCCACAAGAUGCCGGUGAAACCUUAGAAAAUUAUAUACAAAACAAGUCCACGGUGUCUGUGCAGUUAUACUCUCCACGGCGUCCAUCGGUCGAUGUUGCAGAAGUAUUUUUAUGGCUUAUGGCUGUUGGUACCAUUCUAUGUGCUUCUUACUGGUCUGCCUGGACAGCCAGAGAGGACGUUAUCGAGCGCGAGAAGCUAUUGAAGGAUGAUUCAGAUGAGUAUUUAAAUACAGAAAAUGCUGGUUCGAGUCGUUAUUUGGAAAUAAGUACCACAGCAGCAGUUUCGUUUGUUGUGAUUGCUUCUUGUUUCUUGAUUAUGCUUUACAAACUAAUGGCAUUCUGGUUUGUUGAAGUUCUGGUGGUUCUAUUUUGCAUCGGAGGGGUUGAGGGACUGCAAACUUGUUUGGUAGCUCUUUUAUCAUGUUUUGGCUGGUCUCAACGUGCUGCACAGACAUACGUGAAAAUACCUUUCUUCGGUGCUGUUUCAUAUCUCACGCUUGCUGUUACUCCCUUUUGCAUAGUGUUUGCUGUGGUUUGGGGAGUUAAACGCCGUGUAUCGUAUGCUUGGAUUGGUCAAGAUAUUCUUGGUAUUGCUUUGAUAAUUACAGUACUUCAGAUUGUUCAUAUACCAAAUCUCAAGGUUGGAACUGUUCUUCUCAGCUGUGCCUUCAUAUAUGACGUCUUCUGGGUGUUUCUCUCUAGAUUAAUAUUCCAUGAGAGUGUGAUGAUAGUGGUAGCUCGCGGUGAUAGGAGUGGAGAAGAUGGUAUUCCAAUGUUGCUCAAGAUACCGCGUUUGUUUGAUCCUUGGGGUGGUUACAGUGUCAUCGGUUUCGGGGACAUAAUCUUACCAGGGCUUCUAGUAGCCUUUUCGUUAAGAUAUGAUUGGUUAGCAAAGAGGAAUCUUCGAUCAGGAUACUUCUUGUGGGCGAUGAGUGCUUAUGGUUUAGGUCUUCUCGUCACAUACAUCGCUUUGAAUUUAAUGGAUGGACAUGGUCAACCAGCUUUGCUGUAUAUAGUCCCAUUUACACUUGGAACCUUUUUGUCAUUGGGAAAGAAGAGAGGAGAACUCAAGAUUUUAUGGACAAGAGGGCAACCAGAAAUGCCUUGCCCUCACAUCCAAGAGGAUUCUCAACCAAUGGACCAGUAA
Messenger RNA from Lathyrus sativus (Indian pea), 1629 nucleotides. NCBI's taxonomy places the organism in Eukaryota, Viridiplantae, Streptophyta, Magnoliopsida, Fabales, Fabaceae. The record is from the annotation of a GenBank genome assembly.